GUCCGACCCAGCACAUCCACUCUGCGGAGCAGCCCGGGCGCAGCAAGCGGCAGCCGCCUUGCCAGCCCACGACGACCGGUGCCGGUUCUGCUGCUGCCGCCACUUCUCCAUCGCCGAGAGCUCGGAAACUCCCCAAGGCUGGAGUGGAGACGCUUCCCCUCCCUCCGUCUUUUUCGCCUCAGUCCUGUAGCGAAACAGUGCAGCCCAUCGGGGGUUCCUGGUGCGAGGCCCCUGCCUCUGGACACAGGCUAAGAAGAGCCGGGAGGCUGAGAAGAGAGGCAGGGCGGGGAGUCGGCAUUCCCACCCCAUGGAGGCCGGGCUGUUCCUAGCAGCGCUGCUGCUCUCUUGCACACCGAUACGCACAAGUCCCACGAGCGGCGAUGUUUGCACCCUUCAGCAGACCACGAAGGACAAGGUGUCUUACAUGACAGGCAAGACUGCGCGCGGCUGUGUGAGCCGCAGCACCGUGGGGGAACUCCAGGAGGUCCACGUUCUCCAAGUGAAAGUAAAGACCGAGAUGUGGCCGUUCCAGUUGAACGUGUCCUCAGCGGGGAGGACCACCCCACCUGAGCGAAAGGUGCUGUUUGUGAUCAUCUGUGACAAGUACUGUAUGGUGACGGUUCAUCCGGCAGAGCUCCACCUGACCUUUGUCUCGAAUAACCAGGUCUACAGAGUCACGGGCAGCGGGGUCUCCACCUUUGAGCAGAUCAGUGGUGAGCAGCUUGUACAAUGGAUGAAAGACCACUAUGAUAACAUCACUUCCUUCACCGAGCUGGAAAAUCCCCACCACAUCCACUUCCGAGUGGGCGAAGAUGCCAGCAGCCCAGAGAACUGCAUCGUGCAGCCUGGCUUCAAUGCCCGGCGGUACCUACAGGCCGAGUUCUUAGUCCCAGAGGUUAAAGGCUGCACCCGCCCCAGUGCGAAGAAGGGGAAGGAGGCUCACAUCUUGCGCGUGCAGCAAGGCCCAGCGGAGACCAGCUCUCAGCCUGUGGAGGUGAAGGUGACCGUGGUCUGCCCUGAAGCAAAGCCGCUGCAGGAUCUGGAAAUACUGCUGAUCCUCCAAAGCCAAGCCAACGUGACCUGGAACAUUGAUACGCAACGCACCGUGAGCAUCAUGGCGUCUGGGAAAUACCGGAUCACCACAUUCUUCUCUGAGCUAUUGGAUGAGAGAGUCCUCCCUGACAGCGAGCAGGGCCUGAUCGGCUUGGCCCACCAGACAGGAUUUGAUGACAUAGCUUCAUAUACGGACAUCCCGUCUGCUACCCACGUGACCCUUGAGCUGCACAGAUGUGAACCAGAAGUGAAGACUCCACCACCAACAGCUGCACAACACCUCAAGACCGUCAACAUUGUUCAAACAGUUUUCAAUCUGCUCCCACCGUGGAAGUGCACAGACGACUCCAUUGAGAUAGUCGUGCCGAAGAUGAACUUAAAGGAUUUAAAUGACUACAUCACGGAUAUCACAUUGCAAGACCCCCGUUGCAGAGCCGAACAAAACCAAACUCACUUUGUGCUGAAAAGGUAUUUGGGGGACUGCCACACCAAACUGGAGAGUGGAAUUCUAGCCAGGAAUAAGCUGAUCCUGACACUGGCUUCAUCGCUGGAGAAAGUUGAGGUGCCGUUCGAGUGCAGCCUGCCACUGGAGCUCCGUUUGCAGCUUUACCGGACUCAGGACUUCAAGUGGCCUUCUACCACGCUGCUGGAAGUCAACAAAGCUACUUACAUCCAGGUCUCGUUUCGGGCUGACAUUCCCCAGACAUUCCUGGAGGUGAAGGAGUGUUCUCUGCAGAUUGCUGCUGAGGAGCCUCAGCAGCUCCUGAUCCAGCCUGUUGUGCCACUCGGCCAAGCAGAGACCAUCCUCGAGCGGACAGAAGCCACUCUGGGCCGGGAGCUCCAUCACUUCAGCUUCAUCUACAGCCCGGCUGGGGGAGGACCCUUUCCUCCUUGUGCCACCCUGUCGUGCCGAGUGGCCUGGCAUUCCAACGGCAGCACCAGCGUGGAAACAUUAGAGGUGACGCUGCAGGACACCAGACCUCCACCUUCCAGCCUAGGGAUAGAAGCAGUUGUGGGGAUCACCUUCGCAGCGUUCUUAAUCGGCACGCUCCUCACCGCGGCGCUCUGGUGCAUUUACUCCCAUACCCGCCCCAUGGCCAAGCUGCAGCCCGUCUCCACCAACGCCCCGGCCUCCGAGAGCAGCAGCCCCAAUCACAGCAUCGGCAGCACCCAGAGCACCCCCUGCUCCACCAGCAGCAUGGCCUAGGCAGCAGGCCACCCGGAACCCCCACCCCUCGGGGAGAGAGGGGCUGCCCGGGAGCUCCCGCUCAUGGACCUCAGCGGAGCCGCAGGCAGCUGAGCUCCCCGCCCCAGGGACAGCUGGGGGGGAAAAGACAGUGGGGCCCGUCCCUCGUCGGCUGCUCCGCUGGACAGGCACAGCUGAGAGGAGCAGCCACACCAGCACUUUUCUGGGAGCAAUACGCCCACCCGCUCGCCACGGACCCAGCCAACCCAAGGAAGGUACCAGCAGCAUGGUACCAGGCCAGGCCACAGGCCGGGAGCGGGAGCACGAGGACCAGCAGACACCACGUAGGGAGAGCGGGUGGCCCAGGGAGACUCACUUCUAGGCCAGUCGUUCUCUGCCCAAAAUCCCUCUAACUCUCCCCUGCAGCUGUUCAGUGGCCACCUGAGAGGGGCUGGGGGCAUCUGUCCAUUUCCUAAUGCAGAGAUGCCCCCGCCCCACCCAGAUCCUCCCCAUCCUGCCCCCUUUGCAGGCUGCCCCAGGAGAGGGACCAAAGCCUGACUGGGGUGUAAGGCCUGAACUCCCCUCACUGGGGUCCCCCUAGUCGAGGAGUGGGCUCGGCUUGUGCUGCCGCUGCCCAAUUCCCCGGCUAGAGGUGAAAGGCCCCUGCUCACUGCCAAUCCCUCCUGGCCCCAGCUGCAGAAUCACUGUCUGCGAGAGCCGUGGGAUACAGUCCAUGAAUGUGUCCACGCAAACGCGCUGUCGCUCACGGCAGAGCUUAAGUCAGCAUGAGCCCAGCCCUUUCCCCGGCUCAGCCGCAGCCAGUGAGCUCCCGAGCCAGCUGCUUAUACCCAAUCCAACAUGCACACUCCCCCCAAUCCGCCUGUCAAGGCGCUGCCGGUCUCCCACCUUGUCGCAGGUGGGGCAGCUGAAAUCAGCAAGUCCCCUAGUGGCACCUGGGUGCUCGGCCAGCAGCUGCGCGACCGCAGUCAGCCAGGCAAGGGGGGGUCAGGCUCCCAGGCAGGGCUAGUGGGAGGGGCCAGACGGGGUUUUCCUGCUGGAGGGAUUCGUUCCACCCCAGCCCGGUUCCUUGUCAGGGCCCCACUCCCACGGAUCUGGGCAGGCAGUGGGGAAUGAUUCCGCUCCCCUGUCGCCCCCCCGCAGGAGCAAAGCCAUGCCACUGGGCCGCUGGAAAGGCAUGGGCACCCGGAGAGCAAAUAGGAAGCUGGGAGUCAGCUCCCCUGACUGUGGCGGGCAGGGAGAGCCCCCUUCCCACGGUCACCCGGCUGGGCGGUGGCACAGAGCCCAGGGCCAGGCCGUCAUGGCCCCAUGGGGCUGUAGCACACCCAGGGUCCCUUUCUGUAUAUACCCCGCUAGCCCUGCACGGUUACCCAGCGGCGGUGCUGAGGGGCGGCAGUUGCUAACGGAAGGCGGUCAGCUCUGCACCUUUUCUUUUUGUACCAACCCAAAUCAUGCAGGCUGGGGGGCGGAGGCGGCGUAGGAGCCGAGCUGCCUUCGGCCUGGCCGAGCGGGUAUUUAUGUGUGUGCCAGACCCAGCCCGAGGGCAAGGGGGGCGAGGCUGGGCCCUGCCCUGCCUCCCCCGCCCCGGGGUUGGGUCCAGGCACCGGCAGGCCACCACGCCGCCUGGCCUUGGUCUGUAAAUAUGUGCAGUGACCCCGUGUAACCACGAUCAUGUAUAAAUAAAAUGUGUCUUGGGUUGACCGGAGCCUGCGGA
Mauremys mutica (yellowpond turtle) is the source of this 3971-nucleotide messenger RNA. It is a transcript of the gene ENG, whose product is annotated as endoglin. The transcript is spliced from 15 exons. Gene Ontology annotation, biological process: vasculogenesis. The coding region runs from base 308 to 2260 and encodes 650 amino acids. NCBI's taxonomy places the organism in Eukaryota, Metazoa, Chordata, Testudines, Geoemydidae. The record is from RefSeq and is a predicted model, not a curated record.